This is a messenger RNA of Fusarium redolens, 498 nucleotides long. RefSeq lists its product as uncharacterized. The transcript has 2 exons. The record is from RefSeq and is a predicted model, not a curated record. The coding region runs from base 1 to 498 and encodes 165 amino acids. NCBI's taxonomy places the organism in Eukaryota, Fungi, Ascomycota, Sordariomycetes, Hypocreales, Nectriaceae.
AUGGUCGCCUGUACCUAUCAAGAUGCGUCUUCGUACGCCCCAGUCUUUCCAUCUCCUCUCAACCCUACGAACCAUGGACCUGAGAACAAAUAUGCCACGGCUUCAGGACGCAUUGUGCGCCGAAGAAGAAGUAGACAGGGUCGACGAGGACCUCCUGGAUCACACACUCUCACUCAACGACUCCUCCGCGUAAAGGCAGCGGAUGCUUGGAGAGGACAUGUUCUGAGUGCUCAGGUUGCUCAGUAUGAAUACGCUGAAGCUGCUAUCAUGGGAUAUAAAUCACCACCAAAGAGCCGAAACUGUCUGUCUUCAAUGCCCAGCCUCAAGAACCUCGGCCUCAACUUCUCACUCUCCGACGCUCACCGAAUCGCCAGCAGCAUCCGUCUUCCAGAUCUCACAUGUCUCAGGACAAGACGCAUGCUGCUCGCCAUGGGUCUCGUCGGCCUUCUCCCCGCUCUCAAGGUCCGCGAUAUGCUCAGAGCAGCUGAGACAUUAUGA